GACCAAGUUACAGUCUCAUUUGUCCUACAAUACCCGUGUUGCUCUGCAAAAUAUCCAUCGCAGUCUCUCUCGUCAUUCACAAUGGAUUCCCAAAAUCUGCCUCCUCACACCGAUGACCACCACCACCACCGCCACCACGAUCACCACCAUCACCACCAUCAGCAUGAGGGCAAAGAAGAUGGAAAAGUGUAUCAUAGCCAUGAUGGAUUAGCACCACAUACCCAUGAACCCAUUUAUUCACCUGGCUAUUUCAGCAGAAGGGCUCUUCCUUUAACCACCAGAGAUUUUAACGAAAGAGCUUUUACUGUUGGUAUUGGAGGUCCUGUUGGUACUGGGAAAACGGCUCUGAUGCUGGCUUUGUGCAAAUUAUUGAGGGAUAAAUAUAGUCUUGCUGCUGUGACUAAUGACAUCUUUACAAAGGAAGAUGGAGAAUUCUUAAUAAAGCACGGUGCACUUCCAGAGGAAAGGAUACGUGCUGUGGAAACAGGAGGCUGUCCACAUGCUGCUAUUCGUGAAGAUAUCAGCAUAAAUCUUGGUCCUCUUGAGGAGCUUUCAAAUUUACACAAAGCGGAUAUACUUCUUUGUGAAUCUGGGGGAGAUAAUUUAGCAGCAAAUUUUAGCAGGGAACUGGCAGACUACAUUAUUUACAUAAUAGAUGUAUCUGCUGGAGAUAAGAUACCGCGGAAGGGAGGGCCAGGCAUCACACAGGCGGACCUUCUUGUUAUAAACAAGACCGACCUUGCUGCUGCAGUUGGAGCUGAUUUGGCCGUCAUGGAGAGAGAUGCCCUUCGCAUGCGGGAUGGAGGACCAUUCGUCUUCGCCCAGGUGAAGCACGGGUUAGGUGUAGAAGAAAUUGUCAACCACAUAUUGCUGUCCUGGGAACUGGCCACCGGACAUAAGAGACACUAAUCUGUCUCUCAUUGUUCAAUUUCUUCUCUCUUCACUAUAAUUGAGCAUCUAUACUAGUAUCCUUCUGUCACACCCCUACUUCUGUGCGUUGUUUUCUACUACUACUGUCCAGAUAUAGUUCUCAAUUGUUACCUUAAUGUAACAACUAAUUUCGGACACACACAGUAAUAUUUCCUUAGUAUUUUGGCAAACAAGAGUAUAAUGCCGUAUGAUUCUUGUUCAAUUCAUGCACAUUGGAAUUAUCAUACUUCUAAUAAACAAUCCCAAUUUGAUUUUGAA
Spinacia oleracea (spinach) is the source of this 1188-nucleotide messenger RNA. RefSeq names its product urease accessory protein G. The record is from RefSeq and is a predicted model, not a curated record. Gene Ontology annotation, biological process: urea catabolic process. The coding region runs from base 82 to 909 and encodes 275 amino acids. NCBI's taxonomy places the organism in Eukaryota, Viridiplantae, Streptophyta, Magnoliopsida, Caryophyllales, Amaranthaceae. The transcript is spliced from 7 exons. Gene Ontology annotation, molecular function: nickel cation binding; GTPase activity.